UAAUGACAUGGUUCAAGACUUCGUGAGCCACACGAGCAUGACUGAGUAAAAGAAGAAGAAGAAGAAGAAGAAGAAGAAGAAAAAAAAAAAAAAACUGUCCAACCCCUCAGAAGAUUUCCUGUUUCAUGAAAAGUGCACAGUAUGUGAGUCAUAUAGGGCAAGUCCUGCCGGGUGUGUGUUUACUCUGACUCUACACGGAGCUGAGAAGGAGCAACAGGCGGACCGAAGAAAGUCCGCGGUGUCUGGAUAUUAACGCGUUGUCAAGGUUUCGGAAAAUUAAUGAGAAAGAGGGGAGUGUAUAGUCCGUCUCUAAAUGGAGCUACUUCGGUUUUCCGCUUUUUGGUGUGGAACGAUACUCUUUGGUUGUAUUCUGCUCGAACAGGCGGAGGCUACUAUAAUGAAGUUAAAAAGGCUCUGCAAGUUCUGUGACGUACGAGCAACCAGCUGUCCUGGGAAAGGGAACUGCAUGGUGGGGUGUGAGAUCACGUCCAUCUGCCCCGAUGAUGACGAUGUGUGUGUCAGUAUUUGGAGGAAGAAAGAUGACAAUGUCACCUUCGAUACGAUCUGUCACAACCCAGCUCACAAGCUGUACGGCCUGGUCCUGGAGGAUUACAACAACAGCAAGUGUGAGAUGAAAGAAAGAAAGGGCAUGGGCUCACAGUUCUUUAUCUGUUCCUGCUCUGAGGAUGAGUGCAACGAGCACAUCUUCUUUAACCCCUACAAAGAUUCCCAGGUGGUGGCUGUCAUCUUAGUGAGCUUGGUUCCACUUCUGGUUAUGGCUGUUCUCGUCAUCACUUCCUUCUACUGUUAUCGAGUCUACCGCCAGCGCCAAGCCACCUCCAGACGCAAGAGAGGUCUUCCUCUGGACUUCAGUGACGCUCACGCCAUAAUGAUAGAUGAUGAAGGUUCGGACAGCAGCUCCACACACGCCAACAACCUCAACCAUAACACUGAGCUGCUGCCCAUCGAGCUGGACGUUCAGGUCGGAAAAGGACGCUUUGCGGAAGUUUACAAAGCCAAGCUGAAGCAGGGCUCCUCGGUCAGCGAGGAGCAGGGCUUUGAGACUGUGGCUAUCAAGAUUUUCUCAUAUGAGGAGUACGCCUCCUGGAAGAAUGAGAAGGAAAUUUUCUCAGACGCAGACUUGAGACAUGACAAUGUGCUUCACUUCUUGACAGCAGAGGAAAGGAAGGUGCAGAGACAGUACUGGCUGAUCACAGCGUACCAGCCUAGAGGGAACCUUCAGGAGUACUUGAUUCACCAUAUUGUCAGCUGGCAUGACCUGUGGCUCCUCGGGGGUUCGCUAGCCCGUGGAUUGGCGCACCUUCACAGCGACCACACCACAUGCGGUCGCUACAAAGUGCCUAUCGCACACAGGGACAUUAAGAGCUCCAACAUAUUAGUGAAAAGUGACCUGACCUGUUGCGUGUGUGACUUUGGCCUCGCACUUCGCCUGGAUAACUCUCUAUCUGUGGAUGAGCUGGCCAACAGUGGGCAGGUGGGAACAGCCAGGUACAUGGCUCCAGAGGUCUUGGAGUCCAGAAUCAACCUGGAAAACAUCGAGUCUUUCAAACAGGCCGAUGUUUACUCCAUGGCUCUUGUACUGUGGGAGAUCAUCUCCAGGUGUAGCGCUAUUGGAGAGGUGAAAGAAUAUGAGCCACCCUUCGGGAACCUGAGGGAACAUCCGUGUGUAGAGAGCAUGAAGGACAGCGUUGUCCGAGACAGAGGAAGACCUGAGAUCCCCAACAGCUGGAUAAACCAUACAGGCAUCCAGCUGGUGUGCGCGUCCAUAGACGAUUGCUGGGACCACGACCCGGAGGCCCGUCUGACGGCCCAGUGUGUCGCUGAGCGCUUCGACGACAUGGAGUACCUGGACAAGCUGUCCGAGCGCUCCAACUCAGAGGAGAAGAUCCCUGAAGAAAUCAUUGUGGUGGAUGAGAAGUAGAGCUCAACAGAAACACUGCCCCCACCAGGGUGGCUGAGGACUUACAACCAAGCAGCUGGGAGAGAAAGAAAUUCCAGUGGAUCCGUUGUUUGCUAUGGGUUCGUCAAAAAUGUGCGACGGAGGAGCAAACUGGAAAAUCAUGUAGAUGAAAGGGAACUGUUAACAGAGAUGGACCUGUUGGACUUUGUUUUCUUCUACAUGCUUCAGAGACUGGAUCAAGUCAUAAACAAACAGGGAUGUCACAUUAUAAAGCUUGUUAACCAAAUACUAUUUGCACUUUAUCAGUAUCUAUGCACACCAAAUGAUAUAUAUUCAGUGUCUAUUUUGUUUUGACAAUACAUUUCAGGUAUACGGAAUAAAGGGACGACAUAUAUUUAGAAAAAAAGGGGGCAAAAGGGAGCUAUUUAAAAUAUUAAGACUAUUAGUAACACUAAUAUCCCCCUUACAGUGUAUUUGUAUCAUACUAAAAUGGUUUCCUAGUUGCCUUGGAUAGAUGUCAACGUGACUGGAUGACAGUACGAUGCAAGAUUCAAGGUGCAAGUAUAAUUUUUUCUGGCAUAAAAUGGAAAUUACCCACAUGAAAGAAAUAGAAAACUCAUCCAAGGCAGUAAUCUGCGGGGAAAGCUGAUAUCAUAACUGUAAAAUAAAGACAGCAAAAUCAGCCACAAAGGAAAAAGGCAACUGCGUGUGUGCGUGUGUAUUACUCAGAGGACUCCGAUCUAAAAAAGAACGUCUGCUUAAUCAGACCAGGAGAAUAAAGGGAAAAAAGAUACUGUGUGUGUAUUAAGGACUCUAAACUGAAAGUUCCAGACUGCUGCCUAUCUGCUACAAAAGCACUUCUUCUGCUUUUGUAGACAUUUUGUGACAGAAAGGGGAAUUCUGAUCCUGUGCUUAGAACAGAUCUAUAUCAAACUCAUUUUUGUAUAAAAGUGUAAAGCCAUAAAAUAAAAGUGUUACAGUAUU
Thunnus maccoyii (southern bluefin tuna) is the source of this 2905-nucleotide messenger RNA. Its product is annotated as TGF-beta receptor type-2-like. The coding region runs from base 314 to 1942 and encodes 542 amino acids. Gene Ontology annotation, molecular function: transforming growth factor beta receptor activity, type II; ATP binding; metal ion binding. The transcript is spliced from 7 exons. Gene Ontology annotation, cellular component: signaling receptor complex; plasma membrane. The record is from RefSeq and is a predicted model, not a curated record. Gene Ontology annotation, biological process: transforming growth factor beta receptor signaling pathway; protein phosphorylation; heart development. Lineage: Eukaryota; Metazoa; Chordata; Actinopteri; Scombriformes; Scombridae.